Molecule: messenger RNA, 1145 nt
Organism: Chara braunii
Lineage: Eukaryota; Viridiplantae; Streptophyta; Charophyceae; Charales; Characeae
Source: the annotation of a GenBank genome assembly
AUGAUGCGACGACUUCUUCUGCUGCAAUCGCAUCUUACGCAGGUGGUCGUUGAUGAUCAAUGGAAGGACACUGUUUGGUCAACAAAGAAGAUUCGAGACGCCGCCGCGGAGGUCACAACAUGUGUCGGUUGUCGUCAAUGGUGGGAGGAUAUGAGAGCGCUGUGCAAGUUGUUGGAUCCCAUCAUGGACAUGCUGCAGAUGGUGGACAGCGACACGAGGCAGWUUGGCAAGAUUCUGCGUCGGUACGAUGAGAUAAUCGCGCGUUGUUUGUCUGCAUGCGCUUUGGAGAAGGACGAGCAGGACGCGUUGCUUGAAGUGUUUGACAGACGCCGCACCAUGUUUAAGUCGCCUGCUCAUGUUGCUGCCAUGAUGUUGGACCCCGAGUUUCGAGACCGCACGAUGCCAGAUGACGAGGAGAUGCAGCACGGUUUGAAACUCGCUCUGAUUCAGUUUGGGUACCCGGAAYAUUCGGAUCAGCACACCGAGGUCCUCACUGCCAUUGACAAGUUCCAUUCCAGGGAGCCGCCGUUCGACGAUGUGGCCAUGGACCGGGCGGCGAGGAGCUAUACCCAUCCAACAUGUUUCUGGGAGUCGAAGGAGAAGAGGUUCCCGCACACGGUCUUCUUCGCUGGCAGGAUACUGCGUGUGUGGGCAACUGCGUCGCCUUGCGAGAGAGCUUGGUCCCGUUGGAGUUUCAUCCACUCCAAAUCUCGUAACAGAUUGGAGGUGGCGCGGGCCGAGAAGCUCGUGCGAUGCCAUUGGAACCUUCGGCUCCUCGACAGGCAGGCUAUGUCGGACGAUGCUCCCAGUGACAGGCCACAUCCGUAUGGGAGCUGGGUGCACUACAAGCAGCAGGUGGAGGAGGAGGUGCCCACCGACCAGCAGCUUAUGGCAGACCGAGGAGCCCGUGUGACGGUCACGAAGGAGGAGUUGACGCAGGCGAGAGAGAGGAUGCGCGUCUUGUCCCGCAUGGGAGCCACUCGUCGCUUGCGGGAGUCUGACAGGAGGAGGUGUCGUGGCGGCGGUCGCGGAGGUGGUCGUCGGGGCGGUCGCGGGUGAGGCGGGCGUGGAGGUCCUGGCGGGAGGCGUAGUGUAGCGAGUCGUGGAAGGGCAGUGGACGAGCUAGUACGCAAGCCUCGACAACG